AUGAGGAUCGAACGGGGGUGUACGGCGUGGCAAAAAGCUAAUUGCACCUCCGUUCAGCCCCUUUCACCGAGUUACGCCUGGCUGGCGCAUUCGAUAAUUAAAAUCACUUUUUGGAGUUUGGAAUUUGAUCGAAAUAAGGAUUGGGAAAAGAGGGCGAAAAAAAGAGUUCAUAUAGAGCUCAUCGAUGAGUUUCCCGGUCGAAGGAAAACGAUAUACGAGCUAGAUGCUUACGAAGCCAGUGGUCCUUCGUAUUACGAUAUCUUGCAACUUGGUAAAGUAGAAGAAGAAGUUCCACCAAAACGACUGGAAAUUCGUUACUCCAUAUCUAUGGGUGCUGGUAUAGCAAGGAUCGAUUUAUCUCCUUCGGUUCAACAAAUGCUUGGUUGCGUCAUCGGUGAAAACGUCACCACGGAAUAUCCAUGGGUAUGGGUGCAAAAGGAGACUAUCGAAGACGAUCUGCAGCUUCACUCCGAGAGUAGCGAGUUCUUAGCCAUGAAAGACGAGAUCUUUGAGUAUCCCGAAAGGAGAAUGCUGAUCGGUUACGCCCCUUCUAUCACCGAGGAGGGCCAAUUUUACAUUUGUCUAAGCACCGAGGCAAAGGAAAACGUAUUGCAGCAAAUUCAAAUUCAGAGGCGGAGUCACGAGAUUCGCGUGAGGAACGCCGUUUACAAGCAGCCAGCCGAGUGGAAGGAUCUGGGAAGCGGCAAGGAGGUCGACGAGAAUGUUAUCAAGAAUCAAAGACCCCAAAUCGAGAUCGAGGUCGUAUCUACGGCGAAUUUGCUCAACGUGCCAAUGAAUCUGGUAGACAGGAGAGCGGACGAUCAAAGGGACGGAUACAUCGACUUGCUGCCAUAUCGGCAGACAUUCGAGAACGUGUCACGAAGCACGAUAAGCAGGCCCACGCAAGUGACGCCCAGCAUCAAGGACAACGACGCCCAGACCGCGCCUUCAAUACCCGUAAAUUCCUCGUUUCAAUACCAAUAUGAGUACAAGCCGAUCGAUAUAUCCGCCUUUACGGAAGAAGAUACCGAGAAUCUCACGAGAUUUCUACGACGUUAUACCGACAUUAUAUGCGAUCAGGUGCAAAUGAACGCGACGUGGGAUAUUUAUGCGGACGAUUAUACAAAUCUAGUGCAUUACGAAAGAGACACAAAAGCACCGAUACCGGUAGAAUACAAAGAACAUCAAAGUUUUUACAGCAAGCAGCAAACAGAAGACAAAGUCAUCAAUGAUCUAUCCUGGCAUCCUGUAUGGAGUGAUAUCGCUUGCGUGACCUAUACUUAUUACGCCAAAUCAGAAUACUAUUUGGCUCAAGAAGUGUACGAUCAGGUCCUCAGAGAUUGUAAGGGUAACAAUGUAGCAUUAAUAUGGUCCUUUAAUGAUUGUUUGUCUCCGAAGUUGAUUUUGGAAUGCCAAAGGGAGAUCACGUCGAUCUCCAUUUGUCCUCUGGAUGGUAACACCAUCAUUGGUGGUUGUGCAAACGGUCAGAUCAGUAUUUGGUCCAUACCGGGUAAAAUCGAAAGCAUAGAAGCGGUAGUAGUGCACACUUCCGCUCAAAUAAAAUAUAAAGUUACUUUGCGGUCUCUGAUGACGUGGAUAAAAGAAAUCCCUGAAUGGUCGAUCGUAAGACCGGUGGCGAUGUCCUCGUCGUAUCAUAGCCAGAAAGGUGCCAUAAGCCAAAUAGCUUGGAUACCUCCUUACCACAAAGUUGAGAAGAACGGUAGAAUCCAAUCUUUGGAGAACGAUACGGCGUUAGAAGAUCUCCCUUUGCAAUUCAUUACCUGUAGCAUGGAUGGAACUAUCGCCUUUUGGGACCUCAAGUUAGCCAUCACAACGCUUAUGAAGGAUGUUCAAAAAGAAGAACAAAAAAAACCAUUGCCUCCCGAACUGAUGGAAUUCACUUCACCCUUUCGAUCGUUCGAUCGUCUUUGGAAACCAUAUUAUACUCUCAUCGUUCAAUAUCCGAACGAGAGUCGCUGUCCGAUGUUAACCACGUUCGACAUCUACUCCCCAAAAUUAAAGAGAGAGGAACUAUUUCCAGCUAUCAAAACGGACAUUACAAUAAGACGAUAUUAUAAAUUCGUAUCAGAGAAGCCCGAUUACAUAAUGGAACCAGAAAUCUUUAUUGGCACAGUCGAAGGUUACGUCGGACUCAUUACUUGGGAGGGAUUUGAGGACAAUAACUUGCUUAGACGAGAAGAAUGCAAAUGGAAGUGGAUAAAGCGUAUACAUAAUGGACCGGUUACGCACAUCGCGAGAUCCGAGUAUCACAAGAAAAUCGUUGCUACCGUGGGCGGAAAUAUUUUUGCUGUUUGGAGGGAGGACUUUGGGGAGCCGAUUAUUUGGAAAAAAUCGCAACUGCGUUACACGGGUUGCAGCUGGGUCAACUUUCGACCAACGAUUUUAGUUCUGGCGCGAUUAGAUGGAUCCAUGGAAAUUUGGGACUUUAUCGUUAGGAGUCAAGAACCGACUAUUACGCAAAGCGUGUCCGGUCAUAUAAUUAUGGGCAUUUAUACACAUGAGUUACCCUUGGAGCCACAGUGCAUGGCAAUCUGCGACUAUAAUGGUACUCUAAGGAUAUACACCGCUCCCCCAAUAUUAUUGACGUUCGAUGUUAGCGACAUUAAGUGGAUGCAAGAUUAUUUCGAUCAACAAGUCGAUAGGAUAUCUGAAUUUAAAAAAUGGCAAGACGCUUGGAACAAAAAGAACUUUGAAAGGAUCGAUAAGAAAAAGAAAUUAGACGAGAAGAAAAUAGAAGAGGAACGCAUAGAAGCGGAAAUAAAGCAUCGAGAAGAAAUGGCCGAGCUAUUAAAGAAAGCCCAAGAAGAGGAGAGAGCGAAAGGAAAAAGACGGAAGCCUUGGCAAUUUAUAGAGGAUACUAAAGAACGCUGGCGUGAGAUGGAAAUGAAACGCAUGCAAAUAACUGUUCUGGAGAAAAAAGGUCUCAGGAGGGACGUUCUUGAGAGACAACGAGCGCCAAUUUUAAAAAUACGCCAAGAAGCUCAAAAAAAAGAAAAGAAUAUUCGCGAGAUCCUGCAACAACGCGACCAUAUUUUCAAGGAGACCGUAACUUUUCUUUUUCCGGAGCAAGAAGCCGAUCAUAAAUUGGAAGAUCGUGAUCAGAUAUCCUUACCUUACAUUGUACCGAAGCCCUUGAAAGAUAUAGAAUUAACGAUCCCAGAAAAAUCUAAGAUUCAAGAAGAGGCACGACAGUUACUUGAAGAAUUUCAGGAGGUGGAACAAGAAGCUUUGGAAAUUAUGAUAUAUCAAGAAUUCGAGCACGUGUUCGAUUGGCCAACAGUUUUAAAGCAAGCGAGAAAACGAAAAGAGUAUACAUAUACUUAACAUUGUUGAAUACAAUUUUUAAUGAUAUGAAUCAUAACGAGAUGGAAACGCUGACGUAAUUUUUCUCUCAUCCGUAGUAUAAGGUUAAAAAAUUCAUUAGAAACCAUUUGAAACGCACGAAAUAGUUCGAAACUCUAAAAGAUGUAAACCCAAGCAAAUUCUUUCAAACGUAGAUGCAUACAUAAAUGUGAAUCUUAGAGAUUUAUACCAGACGUCGUAUUACAAAACGUAACGAAGUGAUAAGAUCCUUGAUACUACGAUAUUGCGAUCGACUGUUGUUCCUCGUUUUUCAAUAUCAAGCUUUUAUUAAAACUGCUAUUAUAAAGGGCCAAAUAUCAUGUCGGUGAAGUAUCCGCGUAAUCAACUUAAUUACGUAAAGAGCAGCGAUAAACGAGAAACGAUGAAUCGACCGGCGAAAAGAACCGAAGUUGAUGAUGAUGCACCUUCGGAGGAAAGAAAUGAGAAAGAGAGAGAAUGAAAGAGAGAAAGAGAGAGAGAGAGAGAGAGAGAGAGAGAGAAAGAGAGGGAGAAAGAGCAAAAUGUCUGGAGAGAAGUCGGACGGACGAUGAGAGAGGAAAAGGAAAGAGGGAGGAAAACCGUCGGCGCUCGACGAUUUUUCAUAAUUAAAGCGGAUUAAAACUCGCAGCGGCUUGCACGUAAAUGAAUUUGAAAUUUCAAACUAGCAACGACGAUCCAGCACUUUUUUCUUUCCAUCUUCUCUCCUUCUUCUUUCCCUUUUUCUCUUUCUAUUUCUUUCUAUUUCUCUUUCUCUUUCUCUUUCUUUAUCUCUCUCUUCCUUCCUUUCUUACAUCUUCUCGUACGUACGUGCACGCGAGCGCAAGAAGAAGGAGUCACAAGGGGUGGACCACAGAAACGGAGCUAGAGAACUUGUUCCCCAGUCUCUCUGCGUGUGCUCCUUCGUCCUUUAUUUCCCAAGAGCAACAUACUCUCGCUUCUGAUUUUAUCCAACUCGACGUCCGCUCCUUCAUCCGUGCGACAUUUCUAGCUACGCCGAAAUGCAAAACGAUCACGUUGACGUACGACGCGCGUUUACAAGAUUACACUCCCUAUUCGUUAUGACCCGAAGAAAUGCCGCAAAGAUUCUUCUCUUGCUCCAGGGACAAGUUGAAAAACCGUCGCGAUCCUUUGCCCUUGACGAACAUUUUUAUUAAUGCACGGCUUAUCCUUUCUAAAUUAAAUUCGUAUUUUUUGUCUCGCCAUAAAUAUAAAAGAAUCAUUUUUCUUUUUUCUAAAUCGUUAUCCGACUAGAGUUUUCAUAAUAUAUUUUAACAAAACAACGAAUUCUCUAUUAAUAAGAAUUCUUACAUGAUUUGUUACAUCCAAUAGUUUUGAUUUACCAUACUUUAAUAUGGGAAACGUGUAUUAAUUUACUUACAUUGGUAUCGUAGUAUCGUCAAAGAAACCUUUGCCUUUACAUACGUACAACUGCUCUUAACAACUCUUUCCUCCGGUGCUCGUUAGAGCCGUAUAACCAACCAUUUCCAAAGCUCUUUUCGUAUACUGCAUGUCUUGUACGUUGGACCUACGACCAAAAUAUACCAUUUUCUCGUUCCCUGUCAUAUCACCCAGUUUUCAACUUGUACUGUAGAGGAAAACGAGAAAGAUUUUGUGCUUUCACCUUCCGUCGAAAGCAUACUACUCAGACAUUUUCAUCGGUGUUCUAGUUCGCGUGCUUAAUUCCCUGAGUUCCCAGGGAAACACGCAACGGUCCUGUAUUAUAUACCGCUCAUACAUCUGUAAAAAGUUAUGAAAACCUCGAGUUUACGGAUGACCGAAAUAUCAACGUCCAAGGCAACCAAAAAACGUCACAAUUCGAAGGAUCUUUCAAGCGUGCUUGGAAAAAUAUAAAGCAAGAGGUAACUUAUAAUUAUAUAAAAUAACCUAACUUCGUUUCAAUUAUAUUACGAUAUAAGUCAGCUCAGGGUUAAACCUUGGAUCAAAGAAUACGAGACUUAUAUAAAUCUGAAUCGUUAGUAAUAAUAAUCUUUACACAAGGAUGACGUUUACAAAUUGCUACUCGCCUUUCGUUGUCUUGUUUCUUAAAUGACGAUUUAUCGUAGACGAUGAGAAGCGAGAUAAAGCGUUUCGUUCUCUUCGAUAAAAGAAACGAACACGAAGAACAUAGAUAAAGUUAAUUGUCCUUCGUGUCGAGUCGUUUCAUGUGCUACAUUCUUAUUACUAUGUAUCGCGCGUAAGGGAGCGAACGAGGUGGAUUACUGAUCAACCAACGUAAGUACAACGGGCGGAUCCUGUUCGACGACAGGAAGCGGCUUAAGGGAGAUUUGUUCUUGCCACGUUUAUCGUGACUUUUUGUGCGUUUCACGUGUUGGGAUAGUAGAGCCGUUUAAUCGAUCGAUCGAUCGUUCUUUCUCUCGCUUCUCUUCGAUGUACUUACUUCCGUAACUCAUCAUCGAGCGCUCUCGACAAUCGUCUUAUUUAUAUGGAAAAUAAUUUCAUAAAUAAAAUCGUGAACGAUGAAUCGCAAAAAAUAUUUUCGGAAAGUCGCACGUAUAUAUUUUUUAUCCCUCUCUCUUUCUCUAUGGAUAUUGUUUGAUUUACCACAUUAAUGCCGUAAAGAAUGCUCUCGAUAUCAACGAUGUAUGUAUCAACGAUGUAUGUAUGUGCAGCAAGUAUUUCAAAGCGGAUAGCUAGCUCAUUGUACGCACGAAAUAUGUCCAG
Molecule: messenger RNA, 6045 nt
Organism: Vespula vulgaris
Lineage: Eukaryota; Metazoa; Arthropoda; Insecta; Hymenoptera; Vespidae
Product: dynein axonemal intermediate chain 3-like
Exons: 13
Coding region: 1-3345 (1114 amino acids)
Biological process (GO): inner dynein arm assembly; cilium movement involved in cell motility
Cellular component (GO): inner dynein arm
Molecular function (GO): dynein light chain binding; dynein heavy chain binding
Source: RefSeq, a predicted model, not a curated record